CGUGCGUGCACGCGCUGGUGUCAGGGAGCUCAGACCGUCAGGACGGGGGGGAAACGGAGGAAAGAGAAAGGAAAAACAGAAUGAAACCGCUUCCGAAACCGGAACAACAAUAAUUGAAGGAAAUACUCAAAAUAGCAGACUAUUUAAAGCUAGAUUGUGGAAUGAGGGCAUUUUAAACCAGCACCUUUACAUUGGAAGAACAAGGAGAGUCUGAACCGUUAUAUGUAGAUGCAAGUGGAUAAUGAAGACAAGGGAAGAGGAAAGACGUGGAAAUUACACACAACGACCCUCUCUAGGGACGGGAACUGCAUAGUCAGCGAAGAAAAAGGCAUUGCCACACAUUUGGCUACGUUUCUUAUCCUUUUACGCAUCGCUUUACUAUUCAACCUUACCCAAACAGAGGCAUCGCUCCGUUCUUGACCACCCCUGUCUAAUUCAUGGUGCUAUUGUGAUUUUUCUCCCCUCCAUUUUUAUCGGGCGACUGUGCUUUCAAGGAUGCCGGAUCAGAUCUCCGUGUCCGAGUUUCUCUCGGAGACGACGGAGGAUUACAAUUCCCCCACGACAUCCAGCUUCACCACCCGCUUGCAGAGCUGUCGGAACACGGUCAAUGUUCUGGAAGAGGCCUUGGACCAGGACCGAACAGCUUUACAAAAGGUCAAGAAAUCCGUCAAAGCCAUCUACAACUCGGGUCAAGAGCAUGUGCAGAAUGAAGAGAUCUAUGGGCAGACACUGGACAAGUUUGGCAGCAACUUCAUCAGCAGAGAUAACUCUGAUCUGGGGACAGCCUUCAUCAAGUUCUCCGGCCUUAUCAAGGAACUGGCCGCUCUCCUCAAGAACCUACUCCAGAGUCUCAGUCACAAUGUCAUCUUCACCCUGGACUCUCUGCUCAAAGGAGAUCUGAAGGGAGUGAAGGGGGAUCUUAAAAAGCCUUUCGACAAGGCCUGGAAAGACUACGAGACAAAGUUCACAAAGAUCGAGAAGGAGAAGAGGGAACAUGCCAAGCAGCACGGCAUGAUCCGUACAGAGAUCACCGGCGCAGAGAUCGCAGAAGAGAUGGAGAAAGAGCGGAGGAUCUUUCAGCUGCAGAUGUGUGAGUACCUGAUCAAAGUGAAUGAGAUUAAGACUAAGAAGGGAGUGGAUCUCCUGCAGAAUCUCAUCAAGUAUUAUCACGCACAGUGCAAUUUUUUCCAGGACGGCUUGAAAACCGCUGACAAGUUGAAGCAGUAUAUCGAGAAAUUAGCAGCUGAUCUUUAUAAUAUAAAACAGACCCAGGACGAAGAGAAAAAACAGCUCACAGCUCUCAGAGACCUCAUUAAAUCGUCUUUACAACUGGACCAGAAAGAGGAUUCCCAGAGCAAACAGAGCGGUUACAGUAUGCACCAGCUGCAGGGCAAUAAGGAGUUUGGCAGUGAGAAGAAGGGCUAUCUGUUUAAGAAGAGUGACGGGAUCCGUAAGGUGUGGCAGAGGAGGAAGUGCUCGGUGAAAAAUGGCAUUCUCACGAUCUCCCAUGCCACAUCCAACAGGCAGCCGGUGAGACUGAAUCUGCUGACCUGCCAGGUUAAACCCAGCGGAGAGGAUAAGAAGUGCUUUGACCUUAUCUCCCAUAAUCGAACAUAUCAUUUCCAGGCAGAGGAUGAGCAGGAGUUUGUGAUAUGGAUCUCAGUGCUGACUAACAGUAAGGAGGAGGCUCUGAACAUGGCGUUCCGUGGAGAGCAGAGUGCUGGAGAUGACAAUGUGGAAGACUUGACCAAAGCCAUCAUCGAGGAUGUGCUGCGGACGCCUGGAAAUGAAGUCUGUUGCGACUGUGGCGCACCAGAGCCUAAAUGGUUAUCCACUAACCUGGGCAUCCUGACAUGCAUCGAGUGUUCAGGGAUUCACAGGGAAAUGGGAGUCCAUAUUUCACGCAUUCAAUCCAUGGAACUCGACAAACUUGGAUCUUCUGAACUCUUGCUGGCUAAGAAUGUGGGUAACAGCAGUUUUAAUGAAAUAUUAGAAGGGAAUCUGCCGAGUCCUUCACCAAAGCCAACACCAUCAAGUGACAUGACUGAGAGGAAGGAGUACAUAAAUGCGAAGUACGUGGAGCACAGGUUUGCUCGGAGGACAGCCACUACAGCCACAGCCAGACAGGGCGACUUGUACGAGGCUGUGAGAACUCGAGACCUGAUGGCUCUUAUUCAGCUCUAUGCAGAUGGAGUGGAGCUAAUGGAUCCAUUUCCAGAAGCAGGACAAGACCCGGGAGAGACAGCGCUGCAUUUUGCCGUGCGGACAUCAGACCAGACCUCACUGCACCUGGUGGACUUUCUUGUCCAAAACAGUGGAGCUCCAGACAGACAGACAGAUAGUGGAAACACUGCUCUCCAUUACUGCUGCACAUAUGAGAAGCCAGAGUGUCUCAAACUGCUGCUCAGGGGAAAACCAUCUAUUGACCUGGUAAAUCAAAAUGGGGACACGGCUUUGGACAUUGCCAGACGACUGAAAAAUGCACAGUGUGAAGAGCUACUGGCAGAGGCAGCAGCCGGGAGGUUUAAUCCUCACGUUCAUGUGGAGUAUGAGUGGAAUCUGCGGCUGGAGGAGAUCGACGAGAGUGACGAUGAUCUAGAUGACAAGCCCAGUCCAGUGAAGAAAGAGCGUUCUCCCCGACCUCAAAGCUUCUGUCAUUCCUCCAGCGUGUCCCCUCAGGAGAAGCCGUCUUUGUCAGGGUAUUUAGGACACAGAGACAAACAGCGACUGUCCUAUGGAGCCUUUGCUAGUCCCGUCUACAGCACCUCCACCGAUACACCUGCAUCUCCAGUAUCAGAGGGGCCCACAAUAGCCAGCAAGACCACUUCAAAAGGAAGUGACUCCACACCUCCUUCUGCAAAUCGGACAUCCCCGGCCAAUAAGUUUGAGGGAAUUCAGCAGCAGCAAAGCACUGCUUCUAUGAACACAAAAGCAGCAUUUGGCCCACGUGUUCUUCCCAAACUACCUCAAAAAGUGGCACUACGAAAGAUUGACACUAUCCACCUCUCCUCAAUGGACAAGUCCGGUCCUGACGUCCUGCAGAAACCUUCACAGGCCCAGGACACGCCUCCCACCAGAGCUUCAGAUACGAUAACUAGACCCACUGAGCCGCCACCUAAAAUCCCACAACCUGCAGAACGCUCCCAGCCGGUGGAAGUGCCCCAGAAACCGCAUAUCUCAGACCUUCCCCCUAAACCGCAGCUAUCUGAUCUUCCCCCAAAACCACAAUUGUCGGAUUUACCUCCCAAACCUCAGCUUUCUGACCUGCCCCCGAAACCCCAGCUUAAGGAUCUUCCUCCUAAGCCACAGCUCUCCGACCUCCCAUCCAAGCCUACCGUGUCUUCAGCAGCUGAGACCACACAGAGGCAAACAACGCAGGAGGAAACGAGUCCAAAGCCCCAGCGGACAGAGGAGCAGUCGUCCGGUCAGCAGGAGGAGCUCUCUCCGAGACAGGCCAGUGAGGACACUAAUGGUGCACCUGCAGGGACCGUGGAGAUGCCUGUCCCCAUGCCACGGAAAAUCAACACAGUGGGAAAGAACAAAGUAAGGCGUGUGAAAACCAUCUAUGAUUGCCAAGCGGAUAAUGACGAUGAGUUGACUUUUGUGGAGGGGGAGGUUAUAAUUGUUACAGGAGAGGAAGACCAGGAGUGGUGGAUUGGGCACAUAGAGGGUCAGCCUGACAGGAAAGGGGUCUUCCCAAUGUCCUUUGUGCACAUUCUGUCAGACUGACAGCGAAUAACUGGCACAAGCUCUGCUCUCUCUGGACUCGCACUGGAAUGUGAGCAUUGUCUCUGUACAUAAGCUGCUGAAAUCUAAACGGACUCCAAACAAACAAAACAUGAAGUAUCAAACCCAUGCUCCCUUAAUCCUCAAGGGGGAAAUGUGUAAACUAUGUGUUGGUCAUAAACUGUGUUAUCCUGCCUACCAGUAUUAUUGUAGCCAUCGCAACCCAGCAUGCCAAACUGGGUUUGCAGUAGCUAUACUUGGAAAUCUAGCACUUAACAUGUAUGCUGUAACUUUGUGUAUGUGUACACAUAUAGAAUUAUAUGUAUUUCCAUUUUAAUUGUGUCUUUGUUCAUACUUAUGCACAGAUGUAAGUGUAUAUUUAUGUACUUAUGUAUAAUGUACAAGUGUGCAUAUAUAUGUUAACCCUGCUUGCUUAUGGAGCCAGAGUGACUCUAGACAUUUUAGUGUACUAUUUUAAAAGAAAAAAAGAUUAUCUCUUGAUUUUUUUAGAAGGUGUAGAAGCAAGAAUACAAGUUACUUAAAUACUAUACCACUGUUGAAAUUCCCAUCAUAGUGGGAUUCUGGUCAGGGAUCAAUACCAAAAUGUAAAGGUUUGAACAUCUCAUCUGCUAUAACUAAACAAUCAAAAUGUGCAUUCAUUUGGUUUGCAUUGCUCGCAUAAAAAGCCAGAAAUCAUCUUUAUUCUGAAUGCCUCAGUGAGUAGGAGACCAACUAACUUCUCUAGAAAAUUGCUAGUUUAAUGCUACCACUUUCUACCCAUAUGUUUAGCCAGUAUGUUCACAUGGUGGCUGUAUCCAAGGACGUUACCACAUAGAAGCAGUAAUAAUUUAAGAAUGAACCACUGAAGAGUGGUUAUCGAUCAAACAUUUCAGUGUCUAUUGUGGUUACAGACUUGGUUGCAUGUGUGGGUCUGCUUCAUUCUUUCCCCAUUGUCGUUUAAUGCCAAAUUUGACAAAACCUAUGCCUCAGCUCUUGGAAAGUGUCCUUUCAAUAUUUUAUUUGAUCAUACAACUGCAUACCUUACUCAUCUGGUCUCUGGUUAUCAUUCAUGAAUAAUGCAUAAUUUAUAAAGCCUCACUCAUACAUGGAUCUGACUGGUCAAACUUUGUUGGCUUUGUAUAAAAAUGUUUUGUUGUUUGCUUACAGUGACUGUGGAAUGUGAUUUCUUUUGGUUUGUUUUGUUCAUUUAAGUUGAAAUGAACUGCAAGAUAAUCUGGCAGAGAGUGACUGACUCGUUAUGACUCAGAAUGAACUAACGCUGCCUAUUUUCUCGUUACCCUAUCAGGGAGACCAGCAUUCAUUCUUGAUUUUUAACUAUUAUUCUAUUAACAAAUAAAGAUGUAUCAAUGAAUGCCACAUGUACUAUAUUUGAUGAUGAUAGUAUUUGACAUUUAUAGGGCUAAAGUGUUUCACCAUAGAAAGGGAUGGACCCUUCAAGUGUAGUUUAUUAUGAGUUUUGUUUCUCUGUUUUAAAUCAUGUUACAAUUAAUUGUUUACUAAGGAAUAAAUAACAGGAAUUCGGCACAUUCUACAAGACAAAAUAACUUCAAGAUUUGUUGUAUAAAGUUGUGGACGUCCCAUUCCUGGACUGUUUUGUUUAGACCCUUAUGAUGAGCCCACUGUUGGACCACGUCUGUCUAUUUAGAUGUUCAAUCCAGCACAACUACAGAUCAUGGAUUCUUGUGUUGCUAAUAUUGUAGCAUAUUAAAGUCUGGGAACAGUCAAAAGGACAACUUCACAUCUAAGUGAAUAAACCGGAUUCAGUCCUACUCUCUUGUACCUUUUUUCAUCUGUGUUUGCUGCACUGUAAAUUCAGUCAGAAAAAAAUCAAACUUGGCUAUUAAGUCUUCGAAUGCUAUAAUAAAGACUUUACGUUGAAACCA
Molecule: messenger RNA, 5630 nt
Organism: Carassius gibelio (silver crucian carp)
Lineage: Eukaryota; Metazoa; Chordata; Actinopteri; Cypriniformes; Cyprinidae
Product: arf-GAP with SH3 domain, ANK repeat and PH domain-containing protein 1
Exons: 27
Coding region: 496-3729 (1077 amino acids)
Biological process (GO): positive regulation of GTPase activity
Cellular component (GO): cytoplasm
Molecular function (GO): protein binding; GTPase activator activity
Source: RefSeq, a predicted model, not a curated record